This is a messenger RNA of Dracunculus medinensis (Guinea worm), 402 nucleotides long. Lineage: Eukaryota; Metazoa; Nematoda; Chromadorea; Rhabditida; Dracunculidae. The record is from the annotation of a GenBank genome assembly.
AUGGUAAACGUAGUCAUAAUUAAUUUCAGUUGGGUCGAUAUUGCAUUUUGGCAUUUACUUUUCUGUGCUAUUUUGAUAGUCAUUAUGAUUUUGUGGAGACCUUCGCAAAACAAUCAGCGGUACGCUUUUACACCACUGCUUGAUGAUUCUGAGGAUGAGAAUGAAGAAGACGAACUCUUCAGUAGCAAUUUCCUCACAGCAUAUGAUGUCAAUCAACGUACAAAAUCGGAAGUAAGACUUGAAAAUGAAAAACAAAAGGAGGCUGAGGAACACGACAAAGAAAUAAAGGAAGAUCUAAAAUGGAUUGAUGUCAAUAUUCCAACGUCUGUCAUUGAUAAACUGCUAUUGGAUGAGGAUGAAGAAAGGACACAGAUUGAGCUCGAACGAUCAAAAAUGCUGUAA